Gorilla gorilla gorilla (western lowland gorilla) is the source of this 4976-nucleotide messenger RNA. It is a transcript of the gene MRPS30, whose product is annotated as mitochondrial ribosomal protein S30. The transcript has 5 exons. The coding region runs from base 308 to 1621 and encodes 437 amino acids. The record is from RefSeq and is a predicted model, not a curated record. Lineage: Eukaryota; Metazoa; Chordata; Mammalia; Primates; Hominidae. Gene Ontology annotation, biological process: translation. Gene Ontology annotation, molecular function: structural constituent of ribosome. Gene Ontology annotation, cellular component: mitochondrion; mitochondrial large ribosomal subunit; ribosome.
GAUGUUCCUAAAUAGUUCCUGGCAAAGGAGGUUGCCGUAGAGGGUCCUACAAGUAACCUAGGUGGCAGCAUCUCCUCCCAGCGUCAGGUCUAAGCACACAAGUUCUUCCUUCCAUCUACAAACGCAGGAAACCGCGACUGGAGAAGUUAUAUGAUUGGCUAAACCAUGAUAACGCAACACAACCCACGCCCACUGAGAAUCGUCCUUUCCCAGACUGGCUCAGAUUCCGCUUUCCGAUUGGUCCCUACAGCAAGAGGGCAAGGACAAUUGCUUAAGUUGACCUCUGGGUCCGGAAUCGCGGGCAAAGAUGGCGGCGGCCAGGUGUUGGAGGCCUUUGCUACGCGGUCCGAGGCUUUCGUUGCACACCGCGGCUAAUGCCGCCGCCACGGCUACAGAAACGACCUGCCAAGACGUCGCGGCAACCCCCGUCGCGCGGUACCCGCCGAUUGUGGCCUCCAUGACAGCCGACAGCAAGGCGGCACGGCUGCGGCGGAUCGAACGCUGGCAGGCGACGGUGCACGCUGCGGAGUCGGUAGACGAGAAGCUGCGAAUCCUCACCAAGAUGCAGUUUAUGAAGUACAUGGUUUACCCGCAGACCUUCGCGCUGAAUGCCGACCGCUGGUACCAGUACUUCACCAAGACCGUGUUCCUGUCGGGUCUGCCGCCGCCCCCAGCGGAGCCCGAGCCCGAACCCGAACCUGAACCUGCGCUGGACCUCGCGGCGCUGCGUGCGGUCGCCUGCGACUGCCUGCUGCAGGAGCACUUCUACCUGCGGCGCAGGCGGCGUGUGCACCGUUACGAGGAGAGCGAGGUCAUAUCUUUGCCCUUCCUGGAUCAGCUGGUGUCAACCCUUGUGGGCCUCCUCAGCCCACACAACCCGGCCCUGGCCGCUGCCGCCCUCGAUUAUAGAUGCCCAGUUCAUUUUUACUGGGUGCGUGGUGAAGAAAUUAUUCCUCGUGGUCAUCGAAGAGGUCGAAUUGAUGACUUGCGAUACCAGAUAGAUGAUAAACCAAACAACCAGAUUCGAAUAUCCAAGCAACUCGCAGAGUUUGUGCCAUUGGAUUAUUCUGUUCCUAUAGAAAUCCCCACUAUAAAAUGUAAACCAGACAAACUUCCAUUAUUCAAACGGCAGUAUGAAAACCACAUAUUUGUUGGCUCAAAAACUGCAGAUCCUUGCUGUUACGGUCACACCCAGUUUCAUCUGUUACCUGACAAAUUAAGAAGGGAAAGGCUUUUGAGACAAAACUGUGCUGAUCAGAUAGAAGUUGUUUUUAGAGCUAAUGCUAUUGCAAGCCUUUUUGCUUGGACUGGAGCACAAGCUAUGUAUCAAGGAUUCUGGAGUGAAGCAGAUGUUACUCGACCUUUUGUCUCCCAGGCUGUGAUCACAGAUGGAAAAUACUUUUCCUUUUUCUGCUACCAGCUAAAUACUUUGGCACUGACUACACAAGCUGAUCAAAAUAACCCUCGUAAAAAUAUAUGUUGGGGUACACAAAGUAAGCCUCUUUAUGAAACAAUUGAGGAUAAUGAUGUGAAAGGUUUUAAUGAUGAUGUUCUACUUCAGAUAGUUCACUUUCUACUGAAUAAACCAAAAGAAGAAAAAUCACAGCUGUUGGAAAACUGAAAAAGCAUAUUUGAUUGAGAACUGUGGGAAUAUUUAAAUUUUACUGAAGGAACAAUAAUGAUGAGAUUUGUAACUGUCAACUAUUAAAUACAUUGAUUUUUGAGACAAAUAUUUCUUAUGUCAGCCUGUUAUUAGAUCUCUUACUCUGCUCAAAUUCAUCACUGAAAGAUUUAAUUUUAGUUACCUUUUGUUGAUUUAAAAAUAAUUGCAUUUGUAUAUUGCUAACUGAUAAGACAAAUUGAGUUAUUGAGCUAUUAAAUGCACAUUUUAAUAUAAAUGCAGAAAUCCCAAAUAAAAUGCUAACAUACUGAAUUCAGUAAUUAAAAGAACCCACUGCAGCUGGGUGCAAUGGCUCAUGCCUGUAAUCGCAACACUUUGGGAGGCCAAGGUGGGUGGAUCGCUUGAGUCCAGGAGUUUGAGACCAGCCUGGGCAACAUGACAAAACCCCAUCUCUAGUAAAAAUACAAAAAUUAGCCUGUCCUGGUGGUGCAUGCCUGUAAUCCCAGCUACUCCGGAGGCUGGGGCACAAGAAUCACUGGAACCCGGGAGGCAGAGUUUGCAGUGAACGUAGAUUGUGCCACUGCACUCCAGCCUGGGUGACAGAGCAAGACUCUUGUCUCAAAACAAAGAGAAGAAUCCACUACAGCAGGGUAGAACUAAUCCAUUCAGUAAUGGACUAAUGUUAGGAAGUAAUGCUAAUACAGAACAUUAGUUGUUCAGAGGAGAAAAAUAAGGCUUUGAUAGAAUUCUCAAUCUUGGUUUUAAAAGAAAAGAAAAGGUAGAUAUUAAUAGGACAGUAUAAUGGUGAAACGUAAGGGAUAACCCCAUUGAAAUCAAAUUAAGCUUUGAACUUUAUAUGCUUUAUUUGCUAAUCCAUUCCAAGUGCCUAGAUUCAUAGAAGUAAGAAAUCAAUAAAUGUUUGUUGAAUGGAUGUGAAUUAAUGAAUUUAAGGUAGUCAACCUUUUUAGUUUGAGAUCUAGUAUAUCUUCUUAUUUAUUUACUUUUUUUUUUUUUUUGAAACAGUUUUUGCUCUUGUUGCCCAGGCUAGAGUGCAAUGGCACAGUCUCAGCUCACUAUGACCUCCACCUCCUGGGUUCAAGCGAUUCUCCUGCCUCAGCCUCCUAAGUAGCUGAGAUUAAUUACAGGCAUGCACCACCAUGCCCGGCUAAUUUUUUGUUUUUAAUAGAGACGGGGUUUUGCCAUGUUGGUUAGGCUGGUCUCGAACUCCUGACCUCAGGUGAUCCACCCACCUCGGCCUCCCAAAGUGUUGGGAUUACAGGUGUGAGCCACUGCACCCGGCCUAUUUACAUCUUUUAUUUCUUAGCAACGUUUAGAGUUUCUUUUAUCUCCAUGCAUUUGCUAUGUAUGCCUACAUUUUUGUGUAAUUGGAAAUGGACUUUCUUUCCAAUUAUAUACUUCUUUAUAGUUUUUAAAAGUGGCUUUAUAUAGGUGAUACUGAUAGCUGUAUAUUUAUCUUGUAAAAGACCAAUUUAAGUUGUUCAUUAAAGCCAAUAAUUUGUCAGCUGAUUCUCAUGAGGUGUAUAUAACCAAUCUGAUUUGCGCUCUUCUGAAACUGCUUAUCAAAUAGAUGGCCAUUAGCCUCUAAAUGGCAAAAUCCACUGGACAGUUUUCUGUAUUGUACUCAGUAAGGUCUGACAUAUUUUGCAUGUUUGACCACUCCUUCAUUUUUAAAAUAGUUUUUGUAUUGCCUUCAGUGAAACAUGCUCUUGGUUUUCCUCCUAUCUCAUUUGCUGUUCUGUCAUAUUUCUGUUUGCUGUUCUUCCUCUCACUUUUCUUCAAAUAUUGGUGUACUUUUUUUCUUUUCUAGACUCCGUUUUUGUUUAACCACACUCUCCCUAGAUGAUUUUAUCAAAUUCCAUGGAUUUAAAUAUAUUUGUAAGCACAUUCAAAAUUAGUUUGAUUUCAACUUUGUGUUUUGUAUCUGAAUGAUAAGCAUCAGCAUUAUAACUAAACAGACUGUGUGGUUAAGAUUAUGGACAAUUUUUCCCUCUAGUUAUCUAAUUUUCAUAAUUACCCCCAGAACGUGAGAACAUUAUUUUUAUGAUCAGAAAGUAUUUUAAGAAACUAGUUGAGUGGACUCUAAUAUGGAACCAUCAACAUGUAUCAAAUUCCACUUAAUUAUAAGCAAAUUCAUUAUGAAAUUAUAUUUAAAAAGGCAUUUCAUGAUUACAUUUGUUAUUUAAGAAAAUGUUAUUUAAAGAAAUUUACAUAAGUUUCAUUAUACAUGUAUUUUAGCUUACUCAUUCUGGAAAUGGAAAACUUAGAUACUAGGCAAGAGGGCUUUAGAUUUUUUUUAUGAGAUAUUUUAAUAGACCAGUACUUAGGUCUUAAUAUUUGUGUUUUUCAAAACUUUAUGUUAAAAUCCUAACCCCCAUGACUAUAGUAUUAGGAGAUAGGGCCUUUUGGAAGGUGACUGGAGAGGGGCAGCACCUUCAGGAAUAGAAUUAAUGCCCUUAUAAAAUAGACCCAAGGGAACUUUUUCAUCCCUUACACCCUGUGAGAACGUGAUGAGAAGGCACCAUCUAUGAGCCAGAGAAUAGAUCCUCACCACACACUGAAUCUGCUGGUGCCUUGAUCUUGGGCUUUCUAGCCUCCAGAACUGUGAGAAACAAAUUUCUGCUGUUUAUAAGCUGUCCAGUUAAUGGAAUUUUGUUAUUGUAGCCCAAAUGUACUAAGACAACAACCAAUAUAGUUAAAAUUACUAUGCAUGUUCUUCUUUAUAUUAAGUUCUAGUGUACGUUGUAUAAUGCUUACAUCAAAUAAAAGGUAAGGUUAAUUUACAUAAAACAUGUUUAGGUAGGAUAAUUGUAAAAAUUAUUUAUUAGAGAAAUUGGUAAAAUUGUGGCUUUGCGUAGAGGCAGGAGAAAGAAAAGAGCAAGGCACUAGUGAGAAAAAUUGCUAUGGAGAAUAUUGAGAAUAGAUACAAGGAGACCUACAGGUUUACAACAUUAAUAUUGGCCAAUACUUGAUUGGACAGUUUAAAUUUUUCAACCUGAAAGGCCUUUGUGCCCCAAAGUUUGGUAAGGAGAUUUUGUAAAAACAAACAACAAUAGCAAUAAAAAAUCAGGGAAGAUUAAGAGAUUUCAUAAGGAGCAAGAGUUUAUAGGUAAUACUUAAAAGGUAUAGGUAUGAUUACUAUUUUGGUGAAUAAUAGGCACAUGGUAGACUGAAAUUCGGCAACAGUUACUGUGCAGAUAAGCAUAUCUGUGAUUAUGGCUUAUAUCGGGUUGGGGACCCCUGUUGUAAGCCAUUCUUUUUAGUACAGGUUAAGCUCCAUUUCUCAAUCACAGUUCUGUUCUUUUCAUCUGUGGGAAAUAAUGAAUUCUGUUUCAGA